This is a messenger RNA of Maylandia zebra (zebra mbuna), 2377 nucleotides long. It is a transcript of the gene nfkbie, whose product is annotated as nuclear factor of kappa light polypeptide gene enhancer in B-cells inhibitor, epsilon. Gene Ontology annotation, molecular function: NF-kappaB binding. Gene Ontology annotation, cellular component: cytosol. Gene Ontology annotation, biological process: cellular response to tumor necrosis factor. NCBI's taxonomy places the organism in Eukaryota, Metazoa, Chordata, Actinopteri, Cichliformes, Cichlidae. The record is from RefSeq and is a predicted model, not a curated record.
CACACCCGACUCUCCGGCGUUUCUGCGCGCGCGUGUUCGCGAGGGAACAUACUGUGUGUGUGCGUUCGAUCACGCCACUGGGGAUUCCCCCGCGUGACAAAAACAGCUUUGCCUUUCACAUGUCAGCUCUUCCCCUUCUCGCCUUUCAUUGCUCAUAUGCUCUCCGCCUGGAGCUCACGCAUUUACCGGAUAUUUAGUCGACGGGUAGUCGUUAGUGUCUCGUUUCACUCGUUUUAAACCCGAUACACCAUGUUUUCGAAACUUUUUAAAACGCGUUAAAUCGGUAAAAAGUGAACGCCUCUUCCUACACAGAGGGCACAGUGUUGUCGGUUAAUGGCAUGAUACGCAGCGGCUCGUUCCUCUGGUUUCACGAAGACGGUGCGGCGGUUAUCACAGGUGUCACCGGGCUGUCCGGUCACAUCACCGAGCACCGAGCGGCUACAGCGCCCGCAGGAAGCCUUUAAAUCCUCGGGGAAGGCGGGAGGGGGAAACCCAGCGAGGCCACCAUCAUCAUCACCACAGCAGCACUACCAUGGCGAGCCAUGACUGUACUAAAGAACACUUGCCGGAGGAUAACCGCACAGACUCAGGCAUUGAUUCGUACCGCUCCAUAGUGAAGUCGGAGGAGCCCCGGGGGCCGAGCAAUGACCUCAGCGGGCCGAGGGACAAGUUCUCCGGCGGGGAGGAAUGGCUGGACUCAGCCUACGGUUCCUCGUCUCUCACGGUAGAGAGCCUGUCGGAUAUAGUGGAGGGCUGCACGAUUUCCAGCAGCAACCAGCAAGUACAGAGCUCUGAACUCUCUGAGCAGGAGCAGGAGGAGAACUUGCUUACAACUAUUACAGAGGAUGGAGACACAAUCCUGCACUUAGCAAUUAUCCACGAAAUAUCACCACUUGCUAAGGAGUUGAUACAGAUAUUCCCAACAGAAGUCCUGGACAUCCAAAAUAAUUUAUAUCAGAGCCCUUUGCACCUCGCCACCUACCUAAACCUGAGAGAGGUGGUGCAGUGUCUGAUGGAGAAACAGGUCAGCAUAGAGCUGCAGGACCAGGACGGGAACACGGCGCUCCACGUGGCCUGCCAGCACGGGCAGUUAGAGUGUGCAACCGAGAUGACCAAAGACGUUUCUCCCAGCAAGUUGGCUCCGGUCCUCGAGACCCAGAACUGGAGAGGUCUUGGCUGUCUUCACUUGGCUGCACUGAACAGGCAACAUGAAAUUAUGAAGCUCCUGAUCAAAAAGGGCGCAGAUCUGAAUAUACAGGAAGGAACCAGCGGCAAAACGCCUCUUCACCUCGCUGUGGAGCUGCAUGACAUCACAUCUGUGAAGCUGCUGCUCGGCAGCCGAGCCAACGUGGACGCUGCAAUGUUUAAUGGCUGCACACCCCUGCAUCUUGCGGUGGGGAGACAGGACGCCACCAUCGCCACCAUCCUCUGUCAGAAUGGCGCCGACAAAAUGCUGCGAAACAUGGAGGACGAGACGGCGUUGGAUUUGGCUGACGGCAAUGAUGAUAUUCUGGCUCUAUUUCCUUUUGAUGACAUCCAGAUCUCUGGAAGGUCGUUGGUUGGCGUGAAGUUUUGAGCUGAGUCACGGGCUGAACAACAGUCCUCUAAUUGUCUGGAGCCUCACUGCAGCUCAUAUAAAUAAAAAUUUUAAAAACCUAUAUUUUGAGCUAACAUUGUUGAUUAGUAUACAUAUGCUUAGACAAGUAUGUGCACAGUAUAAAUCUCACUUCGCUCUGAUUAAACAGAGUAGUACCGCUUAAUUGAAAGAUUUUACAAGCUUGGUUAUGUUGCUUCUUCCUGCAUGCCUCUGGAGAUGGUUGUACUCAGCUGUAAAACCCCACCUCACUGUGAGUACCAGACUGUCUCUAAACCUGUUCAGUGCCCACAAAAAAAAUCUACCUCUUUAUCAUUUUGACCUGGUUUCAGUGGCUACAAAUAGAGUAUGCAAAAUGCAUAGUUUCGGUUUCUCAAACUUUAUCAGUGACUUUGCAUUGAAAUUGAAGUAAGUUUUAAUUUUUUUAAAUUUUGUUUUUAACUCUGAAAAUGUGGCCUUUCACUGUAGUGCAUAAAAGAGAUUUUUGGAAGAAUGCAAUCAGAGGUGUGAACAGAUAUUUAAAAAAAUGUAAAUCCUGCAAAAAACAAACUAUUCUCAUCUCUGCUUUUGCUAAAAAAAAAGUGACAAGUGGUUAAAAAUGUAAUGUAUAUAACAGGAAAUGCAGCUUGAUCUUUUUGAUUUGUAGUUUUUGUUUUUUGCUUGGAAUAGUGAAACUAUUUAUCUCAACCUAGCUUUCAUCAGCAGAAACUGUUCUUUGUGUAAUUACACUGGCCUGUCUAGUUAAGAGUUCAUUUAUUUUGUAAUAAAAAGACAGGAAAUUCA